This is a messenger RNA of Ailuropoda melanoleuca (giant panda), 3350 nucleotides long. RefSeq names its product zinc finger protein 655 (gene ZNF655). The record is from RefSeq and is a predicted model, not a curated record. Lineage: Eukaryota; Metazoa; Chordata; Mammalia; Carnivora; Ursidae. Gene Ontology annotation, biological process: regulation of DNA-templated transcription. The transcript has 4 exons. The coding region runs from base 162 to 1796 and encodes 544 amino acids.
UUCCGCCCACGCGGCUGCCGGACUCCGCCUCCGGAAGUGCCACUGAGAAGCGCCGGCCUCCAAGCGGUCCAGAGCGACCCCGGAAACCCUGGGGCUGUUCCUAGAGCGAGGGUGUUCGCGACGGGACGGCUGUGUGGCUUGCUGCUCUGCUCGGAACAGGGAUGGAGGAAAUAUCCGCCCAGGAAGCAGCAGGAUCACCAGUUGUCCAGUUUCAAUCUCUGGAGAGCCUGUCUGAGGGUCUGUCCCCAGAGCCUCCGUUCACGCAGGACACCGACAUGGAACAGGAGCUCAACGGGGGAUUUCCAAUUUCCAAGCCUGAUGGGAUCUCCCAGCGGGAACAAGAUCUACAGGUCUUUGAUCUGGAAACUAAGAAUAGAGAAGUCUUAAGAGAUGACUGCUCAGAUGGAGAGACCAGAGAAGAGAACAAGCUGUUGAUUCCUAAGCAGGAAAUUUUGGAAGAAGUACAUUCGUACAAAGUGAGAGUAGGAAGACUCAAAAAGGAUAUUGCCCAAGUUCCCGGGACUAGAGAAGUGUCUAAACCUGAGGACAGAUUAGAAAGGCUUCAGGAAAUCCUAAGGAAAUUUCUCUUCCUGGAGAGAGAGUUUAGGCAAAUAACAAUCAGCAAGAAAGCCUUCACCGGUGACAACAAUGAAUGUAAUGAACCUGAGAAAAGCUUCGGUCUGGACUCUACCCUUGAUACAGAUCAGAGAAUUCUUAGAAUACAGAAUAUUGAUGAUACUGAUAAGUAUGACAUGGGUGUGAAUCAGAAUUCAGCUGUUGGUAAACAAGAACAAAUAAACCUAAUACAGGAUGUUCAGAGUAGUGAAUACAAGGACAGCUUAAUGGAUCUCUCCCACCUUAGUAAAUGUGACAGCAUUCCUGCCACUGAGAAAUCCUAUAAAUGUGAUGCAUGUGAGAAAGUCUUUCAUCAGAGCUCUGCCCUUUCUAGACAUCAGAGAAUUCAUACUAGAGAGAAACCCUACAAAUGUAAAGAAUGUGAAAAAUCUUUCAGUCAGAGUUCAAGUCUUAGUCGACAUAAAAGAAUACACACUAGAGAAAAACCCUAUAAAUGUGAAGCAUCUGAUAAAUCCUGUGAAGCGUCUGAUAAAUCCUGUAGUCAGAGCUCAGACGUAACUCCACAUAAGAGGAUUCACACUAGAGCAAAAUCUUACAAAUGUAGUAAUUGUGAAAGAGUUUUCAGUCGUAGUGUACAUCUUACUCAACAUCAGAAGAUUCACAGAGAGAUGCCCUGUAAGUGUACUGUAUGUGGCAGUGACUUCCAUCAUACCUCAUACCUUGCCGAACAUCAGAAAGUCCACUGUGAAGAGAAAGCCUAUGAAUACAAUGAUUGUGGGUUGACCUUUGUUAAACAUCAAGGAAUUCAUCUCAGAGAAAAGCCCUAUACGUGUAAUGAAUGUGGAAAAGACUUCAGACUGAAUUCCCAUCUUAUUCAGCAUCAAAGAAUUCACAUAGGAGAGAAACCACGUGAAUGUAAUGAAUGUGGAAAAGCUUUCGGUCAAACUUCAUGCCUUAUUCAGCAUCACAAAAUUCAUGGGAAGGAGAAGUCCUAUGAGUGUGAUGAUUAUGAGGAAAGUUUCAGUCACAGCUCAGAUCUCGUUCUUCAGCAAGAAGUCCUCACCAGAGAAAAAGCCUUUGAUUGUGAUGCAUGGGAAAAGAACCUCAGUCAGAGAGCACACCUUGUUCAGCAUCAGAGAAUUCAUACCAAAGAGAAACCUUAUGAAUGUGAUGAACGUGGGGAGACCUUUAGUCAAAUUCAGGCCUCAUUCAACAUCUGAGAGUUCACACCAGGGAGAAAUCAUACGUACUGAAGGUGGUGAAGCCUUCAGUCAGUCAGCCUUUAUUCAGCAUCAGAGAAUGCACACCAGAGAGAAACCCUCUGAAUGUGAUGAAUGUAGGAAAACUAUUUGUUAGUGUUAAACUUCGUCAAUAUCUGCAAACCCAUACCAAUGAGGAAAUCUACGAAUAUAUUGAAUGUGGUAAAUGCUUCAUGCUAUUUUCAUACCUUAGUCACCAUUGGGAGAAUUCUUACUGGAAUAGAAUUCCAUCACUGUAAUAAAUGUGAAAUAGCCUUCAGUCAAAGAAACUACCUUGGUCAGCAUCAAAUUCAUUCCAUGCAGAAAGCCUAUGAAUGUAACAAGCGUGUAUGCGAGUGGGAGGACUCAGUCAUAUUCCACCCCUUAUUCAACAUCAAAGAAUCCAUGCCCAGGAGAAGCCAUUCAAGUGUAGCGAAGGUGACAAAUCUUUCAGUGGGAGUUCAAGUCUUUUUCAUCAUUAGAAUCUCCAUACUACACCAGAAUCUGAUAUAAUGCAAAUGGAAAAAAUGCUCCUCCACAUUUCAGGCUUUCCUCAACAUCAAAAUAUUGGGGAGAAAAUUUUAUAUAAAAUUGUUAAUAUAUAGCCCUGAUCUUUUUCAUUGCAGAAGAUAGUCUGAAUGCAGUGCAUUGGUGAAUGCAGUGCUGUAUCCUCAUGGCAUUCUUUUAUUUAAUAGGUGUAAGUAGGUAUAUACAUUUUAUUUAUGGAACUCAUUUAAACUAUUUUUUAAAAAUAUGGCCUAUGAACGUUUUUAUUUUUCCUGAAAUUUGGUUCCUGUAUGGCUUCUUUAAAAUAUUGUUAAUACACCACUGUAAAAACAUAAUUAACUUCUGGAAAGUAGCUCAUUUAGCUUUUUCUGGUGUUCUCAGCCCAAGUUCCCUCCAAAACAGACUUUUAGGUCUGCUGUUUUCUGAGCAUUCUACUUUCCUGUUCCUUUUCACCACAACAUUUGGAUUCCUGUUAAUUUCUCCAUUUUUUUAGCACCUUCUAAUGAUGGUGUUCUAGUAUUAAGCUUCUCACUAGCAGGUAUGCCGUCCCUGCUUGAUGCUCAUGUUCUGGUGUCUUCUUUCUUAAAGUGAAGCAUCUACCUAAAAAGAAUGGGAUUUUCACAUCCUGUCCAUCCAUGAGUUUGAAGGAUCCCAUCUCUGCUGUGUUUGUGGCAGGCAGCUAAACAUUUUCAAAUGACACCCAAGUUCUUUGCUGCCUUGUUUGCAUCCACAGCCCUCCAAAAGAGAUAAGGACAUCAGGGAGCCAACAGGACUCCUGGUGGUCUAGCUACAUUCAUUCAGCACCUAUUCUGCAUGUCAAAGUUUAGAAUUAUUUUAUAUACUUGUGUUGAAGGCCAGCAAAAUGCUCAGGUCUGCUUUUGAUAGGGCAAAAUAUGAAGAACAUACACAAAAAAGAGAACUUCAUAAGGGAAUGCAGCUUUUCAAAAAAGAUAUUGCUGUUCUUCUGUAAUCUCUCUAGAGGGAGUAUUUCAAGAGAGUGGCGGGUCUUCCUGGUAAAAUUUUAACGAC